UUGGAGGAGCAACUGAAAAUCUCUCGUUUGAGUUUGGGAGCAACAAUGUCGGGUUUUCCCUUUGGAUCCUCCUCCUCUUCUUCCUCCCAAUCUUCAUCUCCAUUUUCGUUCGCUAACACUUCAUCCUCUUCUGCUUCACCUUUCUCACUCGGUUCCUCUCCUUCCCCUUUUGGGCCAACCGCAGCCUCCACCGGAUUUUCGUUGGGAUCAUCCCCUUCCCCUUUCGCCUCCUCCUCUUCUUCCUCAAACCCUAGUUCUUCUUCUUCCGCACCUUCUCUCUCUUUCGCACUCAACUCCGCCCCUUCCUCUGCUCCUUCUUCAUCUUCGUCUCUUUUCUCCACUUCAACCACUGCCUCUGCUUCGGCUCCGUCUCUCGGGUUCGGAUCUACCCCUUCAACUUCUGCUGCUGCUUCUUCGGCGAAUUCAUUGUUCAGUUUUAGUUCGGCAGCACCCAACUCAUCGAGUUCCACUCCAUUGCUAUUUGGGUCAUCUUCUGCUGCUCCAUCUUUUUCUCCUUCCGUAUUCGGGGCAAGUUCCGGAUCGUCCCUUUUCGGGUCAGCCCCAUCAGCAGCUUCCGGGUCGUCUCUUUCUGGUUCAUCGACGCCGUCUUUGUUUGCGUCAUCUGCAUCAUCUUUGAAUGCUACCUCAUCCUUAUUCGCUUCAUCUUCAUCUGCAGGGGCCAGUUCAGGUUCCUCGCUGUUUGGGGCAUCUUCGGCUCCAAGUUCUAAUGCCACCUUGUUUGGAGGGACGACUGCUGGAGCGGCGCCGUUUGGGCCAUCAGCUACCAGCGCGAGUGCGGGGUCAUCUGCGUCCAUCGCAGCUGCUGGGUCUUCCCUGUUCGCAGCUUCUUCGGCUUCUUCUUCAUCAACAGCUGUUUCCGCUGCAUUUCCUGCUUCAAAUUUGUUUGGUUCUUCUGCUCCAUCUUUUGCUGCUACCCCCGCUUCUUCGCUCUCGAGCCCGUUCUCUGCUGGUUCUACCCCAAGUUCAAGUCCAGCUCCACUGUUUUCUUCUUCUCCUUCUUCAGGCUUUUCCUUCUCUAGUGCUUCGGCAUUUGCUAAGCCGUCUACGCCCACUACUGUAACUUCUGCAGCCCCUUCGCUGACGACAUCGUCUUCUUCCUCCUCCGGCACAUCCAGCUUCUCAUUUGGAACUGCUUCCAUUUCUGCUCAGUCUUCUUCACCUUUUGGCAAUGCAGCCUCAGGAAGUUCAAUUGCUAGCGCACCUGCUGCAAAGACGCCUUCGUCACCAUUUGCAACCUCUGCGGCUCCACUAUUUUCAACAGUCACGACCACUUCGGUUUCAACCCCAGCGUCUAGUUCUACAACCCAAUCUACUUCUGCGCCUAUAUUUAGUGUGACUUCUUCUGCAAGUACAGCUACUACAGGAAUUGCUGCCGCUUCUGCUGCCUCUUCAGGCAGUGGAGGAUCUUUUACAGGCUUCAGUCUCACUAGCAGUACUGCUGCUUCUGGAGGUGCAAGUUCUACUUCUGGCUUCUCCUUCUCAACUAAGCCAUCGACUUCUGCCUCAUCAACACCUGCGGUGUCAAGCGGCACUGCACCUGUAUUUGGGUUUACCACUUCAUCUUCUGCAGCUCCAGCAACUUCUGUUUCUGGCGCUACUUCCGGACAGACAUCAUCAUCCCUGGUUGUAGCUUCCACCAGUGGAACCACUUCAACUGUCAGCACUUCAGUAACUGCUGCACCAAAAUUACCAUCAGAGAUCACAGGAAAGACUGUAGAGGAGAUUAUCAAGGAGUGGAAUGCUGAGCUGCAAGAGCGUACUGGGAAAUUCAGAAAACAGGCAAACGCCAUAGCUGAAUGGGAUCGCAGGAUUUUGCAGAAUCGUGAUGUUCUGUUAAGGCUUGAGAUUGAAGUGGCAAAAGUGGUUGAGACACAGGCAAACUUGGAGCGUCAGCUGGAGUUGAUAGAGACUCAUCAACAAGAGGUUGAUAAGGCUUUGCAUAGUAUGGAGGAAGAAGCUGAGCGUAUUUACAAGGAUGAGCGUGGUUUGCUUCUUGAUGACGAAGCCGCAUCCACAAGAGAUGCAAUGUAUGAGCAAGCUGAAUUCAUAGAGAGGGAAAUGGAGCAGAUGACGGAGCAAAUAAAGUCAAUUAUUCAUAACCUUAAUGCCAGCCAGGGUGGAGAACUUGAUGCUCUCGAUGGGAUGAAUCCAUUAGAUGCAGUCGUACAAAUCCUUAACAAUCAGCUAACUUCACUGAUGUGGAUUGAUGAAAAGGCUGAAGAAUUUUCUUCCCGCAUCCAGAGGCUUGCCAACCAGGGUUCUGUUUCAGAUCGAGAGCUUACAGGUCCAAGAUUCUGGAUGUCCUCUUGAUUUCUAGGAUUUAUAACAUCCUGCUAUUUGGAUUAAAACAAGAUGCACAUCAUCAUUAUUGAAUAUUGUAAGUGCUGAUUGCAAGCAAGCAAUAGGUUUUUUUUUUUUUUUGGGUUAACUUUUUAAAUGAAAUGAACCACCCUUACAGAAUGAUUCUGAUCAUAUGACAUUUUGAACUGUGUUUCUAGACUUGGUUCCUUUGAAGAUAGCAGAAUGGCUGUUUACAGUUUCACUCUAGUUAUGAGACUCUAGGUAGAGCUUCAUGCCUACUUUAUAGCUACCCAAUUACCAUCACCAAAUAUAUUAAUUGUUGGAUAAUUGAA
This is a messenger RNA of Neltuma alba, 2654 nucleotides long. Its product is annotated as nuclear pore complex protein NUP62. Bases 46 to 2331 code for a protein of 761 amino acids. Gene Ontology annotation, molecular function: structural constituent of nuclear pore; phospholipid binding. The transcript is spliced from 9 exons. Gene Ontology annotation, cellular component: nuclear pore central transport channel; nuclear pore. Gene Ontology annotation, biological process: RNA export from nucleus; protein import into nucleus. Lineage: Eukaryota; Viridiplantae; Streptophyta; Magnoliopsida; Fabales; Fabaceae. The record is from RefSeq and is a predicted model, not a curated record.